Molecule: messenger RNA, 1377 nt
Organism: Diospyros lotus (date-plum)
Lineage: Eukaryota; Viridiplantae; Streptophyta; Magnoliopsida; Ericales; Ebenaceae
Exons: 2
Coding region: 1-1377 (458 amino acids)
Source: RefSeq, a predicted model, not a curated record
AUGAACACAAGAUCCAAGGGCAUUGAAUCUAUUCUACUUAACUUGGAAAUUGAGCAAACUAUUUCUCAUUUAAGAAAAGCAAAGAGGGGUGAAUCUAGCCAUUUAGAUCAAGUCAAAUUAUCAAGUGAAGGCGAAAAGGAACCAAUGGCUCAGCAAGAAGAACAAAAAAAAUUGAGAGAGUAUGCUAUGCCUAAGGUGGAUGGGAUUAGCUCGAGCAUUCAGAGACCAACAGUGCAAGCAAAUAAUUUUGAGAUCAAACCAUCCAUAAUUCAGAUGAUUCAGACAUCCGUUCAAUUUGGAGGUUUUCCAAAUGAUGAUCCCAACCAACACCUUAGUAAUUUUCUAGAGAUAUGUGACACUUUCAGGUUCAAUGGGGUGUCCGAUGAUGCAGUGAGAUUAAGGCUCUUUCCUUUCUCUCUUCGAGAUAAGGCUAAGAGUUGGUUGAGUUCGUUGCCACAAGGAUCCAUUACUACUUGGACUGAUUUGGCACAGAAAUUUUUGGCAAAAUUUUUCCCACCUGCAAAGACUGCAAAGAUGAGAAAUGACAUUACCUCAUUCAUGCAACAAGAUUCAGAGACUUUGUAUGAGGCUUGGGAGAGGUACAAGGAGCUAUUACGACGAUGUCCACAUCAUGGUAUUCCUGAUUGGUUACAAGUACAGACAUUUUAUAAUGGUUUAUUGGGACACACGAGAACAAUCAUAGAUGCUACUGCAGGUGGAGCACUUAUGGAUAAGUCAUUUGAUAAUGCUUACACCUUACUUGAAGACAUGGCUGCCAAUAAUUAUCAAUGGAAUCCUAAUAGGACUCCUCAAAGAAGGACUGCAGGUGUCUAUGAAAUUGAUGCAAUAUCUGCCUUGACUGCUCAGGUACAUGCUUUAACUAAGCAGUUAGCUCAAAAUGGAAUUCAUACACCUCAAGAAACUGUGGCAUCAUGUGAUUUAUGUGGAGGAAAUCAUCUCAGGGAGAGGUGUGGAUUGAACACAGAGUUUGCACAAUAUGUCGGCAAUUAUACCAGGCAACAAAAUAAUCCCAACUCGAAUUUCUAUAAUCCUGGAUUCCAUAACAAUCCAGUGCAAGACAAGGUUAAAUCAGUUGAGGAGUCUUUGAAUAAGUUCAUAGAGCAAACUGCAAAUCUUUUUCAGAAUCAAUCUGUGCAAAUUCAGAGUCAAGGAAUUGCAAUAAAAAAUAUAGAGAAUCAAUUGGGGCAACUGGCAAAUUCCAUGAAUUUUCGACCACAAGGUGCCUUACCGAGCAACACUGAGCAAAACCCAAAGCGAGAGGACAAAGAACAAUGCAAAGCAAUUUCAAGCCACCAAUCUCACGAGCAUACCAGCUUAUAUGCUCCACAAUCAGUUCCAAAGGAGAUAAGUAAAUAG